AUGAAAUGGUUUUACGGGUGCAUUGUGGCCUUUGCAAUCGGGCUUUUGUAUUUUCGUCCAGUUUUGCGGCAGAGAAGAGGUACCAAAAUUGUUAAGUGGAUACUAAAAAAGUCCAAUGCGAGCUUUGAUAUCCACAGAUAUGCGAAUUGUUCGUUGUCAACUUGCUUACGUACGCAGAAUUGUAUGCUCGACUACGGGUUCCUAUCUGUAUAUAUCCAGCCUCUUUUAACAGUUGUAGAUGAGAACGGAGAUGUAAUUACACCUCUUCCCUCAAAAGAGUUCCAUAUAAUCCGAUCAAUGCUCAAGUUAUAUUCUGUAUUAGACCCGAAAGACGCGUGUAUUGUGUUACCUGGUGUCGAUUUUCUCAAUCUUCAUCGUUUUCCCAGCAUCGAAAUGGCGCAUUUUAUAGCAGGAAUGAUAAGUGAAAGAUUCUACAACGUCCUCAUCUUUACAUUAAUAGGACAGUGGAGGCAUACAUUUAGACAGAUCAUGGCCGGCACUAUGACCUCUCGACAUUUGUACCGUCAUCACUUAGAUAUUUCACUUCCGCCUUUUCCUGGUUUUGUCUCUUCUGGUAUUAACAACACGGUGACCCGAAAUAAUCUACUUGUACUUAUGAUGAACGCGUCAACAUCUUUCAAGGAAGAGUGCAUGGAGAUAUUCGGUGAUUCGAAGGAUGUUACAAUUAUAACUGAAUGUAACACUCAUCCAUGGUUCACUUGCGAUUUAUCAGGAAACAGAAUUGAUUGGAGAACUGCACUUCGGGAAUCGAAAUUCGUACUGGUACAUGAACGAAUGCCGCUCUUCAAACGGGCACUCUACAAAGCAUUAGAGUCAUCAGUUGUUCCAGUGAUAUUCACUCCAAACUACGUGCUUCCUUUUUCUGACUACAUCGACUGGCACCUGAUUUCGUUACACCCAGCGAGUCUCUCUCGAGUUUUGGACGUGAUCAGCUCAUUGGAAGAUUCCAAAGUUCAAGCAAUACGCUCCCAGAUGCAGGCUGUGUUUGAAAACUUUUCUUCACUGGAAGGGAUAGUUAACAUUACUUUACGGGUGCUGGAAGCUCGGAUGUUGCCUUUGAAAACCCUCACUUACGAACAAUGGAAUAAACAACCUGAACAGAUGUUCACUCUUCCACACUUUGAACCAGCUACACCGCUAUCACUUCUUGCUCAUUCUGAUUCCAAGACAGCAAAGUAUACAGUUCGGUUAGUGAGACAACUGGUUUCUGAAGGUCUUAUUUCUUCUGCGACAAUUAUUUGGAGAGAUGAGGAGAUCAGUCCAUUUCGUGAAAUGUGGGAAACUUCUGUUCCUGUAGAAAUUAUUACUGGUGUAAAAAGACAUCGAGACUUGUUUUCCAUUGUAAAGAGAAACAAUCUUCAUGUCUUGCUGGUUGUUCCUCUUGGAGAAUGCCGAUUAGAGCCGAAAAUUGUACGCAAAGCUUUGAAUAUUUGGCGAACCGUACCAGAUCGUUUGAUAACUAUUCCUUGCUUGACGUCCGAUCAGUCUGUUACUGUUAUUUACAAGAUGCUCUUCACUGCUAGUUUGCUUGGUGAUCGAGAAAUUUCUACCCUAGAUUCCCCUCUGGACUUUGCUUUUGGGAAUGCUUCUUACAGCUUGCACAUGAUCACGCGUGAUCAGCUUGAUGCCUCCACAUCUAGAGUGAUUGACACACCUGUCUGGAUUUGUUGGUUGUUGGACGACUCCCUCGACUCAUUUUGCACUCGACGACUGAGGCUCUUGACAGGCUCAGAAGCACUCUUACUAGUCAUAAAUGCGGGUUUCACCAAGUUCUUCAAUGCUAUGUAUGCAAUAUGGAAAGUGAUUCCAAUUGUGUUCCUCACUUUUUACGCUGCUGUUGAUGGAGGAGGCCUGUCAAAGAAAGAUCGCAAAAUGUGUGCACUUGGACUACUUUUCGGCGGUAUUGGCGAUGUCUUGAUUGGUUUAAGCCAUGAAGGCAUUGUUCCUGGAGCUAUCGCAUUUGGAAUAGGACAUCUCUUCUAUAUGACACAGUUCCUGUCCCGUCCUCUGAUUAUCUGCUGGCCUCUAGCUAUCGCAAUUCUUGCGUGGAACGCAUUUAUCGGUCAUUUGUGUGUGUUUCCAUUAUUAAACGAUCAUCCAUUCGCAGUCGCUAUCAUGACCAUGUACUCAUUAAUUCUUUCUUCUUGUCUUAUAAUUACUGCUUCGCACUACAUAAAUCGCAAACGUGGUGAUGAUGAACAGGGUCUCUAUCUACGAUUUAUUGGCUAUACGUUAUUCUACAUUUCCGACUCGGUGCUGAUCUUGGCAGAUACUGGAUAUAGACUCCCAUAUUCCGAACUAAUCAUUUUAAGCACAUAUUAUACUGCACAAUACCUCAUUUUGUCUGGAAAUAUCCACCUAGGCCUCUUUGUCAACCCGAAGCGUGCUUGA
This is a messenger RNA of Necator americanus (New World hookworm), 2412 nucleotides long. RefSeq lists its product as uncharacterized. The transcript has 19 exons. NCBI's taxonomy places the organism in Eukaryota, Metazoa, Nematoda, Chromadorea, Rhabditida, Ancylostomatidae. Gene Ontology annotation, cellular component: membrane. Bases 1 to 2412 code for a protein of 803 amino acids. The record is from RefSeq and is a predicted model, not a curated record. Gene Ontology annotation, molecular function: hydrolase activity.